This is a messenger RNA of Pteropus alecto (black flying fox), 3926 nucleotides long. RefSeq names its product ankyrin repeat domain 35 (gene ANKRD35). The record is from RefSeq and is a predicted model, not a curated record. NCBI's taxonomy places the organism in Eukaryota, Metazoa, Chordata, Mammalia, Chiroptera, Pteropodidae. The transcript has 14 exons. Gene Ontology annotation, molecular function: actin binding. The coding region runs from base 175 to 3189 and encodes 1004 amino acids.
CCAGUCCUCGGGUUCUAAUUUCUGAUUGAGCGGAGCGGGUUCUGGGGCGGGUCCCGCUCUGCUUUUGACAGCUCUCUUUUGCACAGCCGCCUCCGAGUUCAGUGGGUUCGGAAACCUGUGGCCCCAUUCUCCGCGCGUCCCCGUCCCCCCGUGGCCCUGGCCCUGGCACCGGCCAUGAAGCGCAUCUUCUCCUGCUCCAGCUCACAGGUGGCGGUGGAGAGAUGGAACCGCCGUGAUCAGAAGCUGCUGGAAGCAGUGCAGCGGGGGGACGUGGGACGCGUGGCCGCCUUGGCCUCCAGGAAGUCCGCCCGACCCACCAAGCUAGACUCGAACGGCCAGUCCCCGUUUCAUCUGGCAGCCUCCAAAGGCCUGACAGAAUGUCUGACUAUACUGAUCGCGAAUGGGGCUGACAUCAACAGCAAGAAUGAGGACGGAAGCACCGCCCUGCACUUGGCCACCAUCUCUUGCCAGCCACAAUGUGUCAAGGUCCUGCUCCAGCAUGGUGCCAACGAAGAUGCUGUGGAUGCGGAAAAUCGUAGUCCGUUGCACUGGGCAGCCUCCUCUGGCUGUGCCUCCAGUGUGCUCCUGUUGUGUGACCACGAAGCCUUCCUGGACGUCCUGGAUAAUGACGGACGGACACCCCUUAUGGUUGCCUCGCUGGGUGCUCACGCAGCCAUCUGCUCACAGCUGCUGCAGAGAGGGGCCCGAGUCAAUGUCACAGACAAAGAUGACAAAUCGGCCCUGAUCCUGGCCUGUGAGAAAGGCAGUGCCGAGGUGGCUGAACUGCUCCUGAGCCACGGAGCCGACGUGGGGGCGGUGGACAGCAUGGGGCACGAUGCUUUGUACUACGGUAUGCGCACGCAGGACAAGGCGCUGUGGAAGCUGCUGCAGCAGGCCCUGAGCCGCCGGCGGCGGGGAGGUCAGGAGCUAGCUCAACAUCCGGAUGUUGCAUCUAAGGCCCCUCCAUCUGAGCCUCAGGUGGGGUCUCCACCUAAGAACUCAUGGAAAGCAGAGCCCGAGGAGGAGCAGGAGGAUGAGGAGGACGAAGCCCCAUGCUCAGACGAGUGGAGGUGGAAGUAUGAGGAGGAGCGGCGGAAAGUUUCUAAGCUGGAGCAGGAGCUCGGGCGAAAGGAAGAAGAGUGUAAGGCUCAAGCAGCAGCCUACCUGGGCCUGGAGAACCAGAUUCGCGAGCAGGUGCAGGAGCUGGGGCUCCUGUUAUCCCAGGAGCUCGGAGCUCCAGGAGGCCAGGGCUCCCCUCUCCGGCCUGGAGGAGAUGGCAUGGAGCAGGGCUGUCCCCUGGACCUGCUGGCUGAGCGCAUACAAGAGCUAAAGAAGCAGCAGCGGGCAGCAGCCGCAGGUGCAGCAAACCUGGUGUUGGCUCCUGAGAAGGCUGAGGAUUCGGCCCCAGGGGAGGGCCCUUAUAAAGCCCAUGGAAGGUCCCAACCAGAAGAACAGAGGCCACUCCAGAGCCCAAGGUCAGAGACCGUGGGGAACAUCACAGGUCAACAACUGCCUGCCAACGGCGGAGAGGCCCUAGGCCCUGAUCAUACUGAGCAGCUGCUUAAUGGCCAGAAGGAGAGGCCCCAGGCCCCAGGGGCCAGACCAACAGGCACAGUGGUUGAGCCAACGGGCACAGCAGCCACGCCCCAGCUCCUGCUACAGCUGAGGGAGGAACUGGCUGCAGUGUGGCGGGAAAAGGAUGCUGCCUGGGGCGCUUUGUCCAGACCGGUCCUGGAAGGAGCUCUGGGCACACCCCAGGCUGAGGCUGCUGCAGCUGCCUGGGAGAAGAUGGAGGCCAGGUUGGAGCAGGUGCUGGUGAGGCUGGAUCGGGCAAAGGCGGGACUACAGGAAACACCUGAGGCCCCUGCCCAGGAGCCCAAAGAGGGAGCCCCAAAGGUGGGCCCAGAGACCAUCACCAAAGAGGAUGAAGGGAGGGAGCAAAGGGCUCCGGGUGCCCGCGGGGAGCCUCUCGGCGCCCCUGGUGGGGAACAGAUGCCAGGAGGAGGCCCGGCAAAGGGACCGCUGGAGAAGGAGGUGUCGGCACUGAGGCUGAGCAACAGCAACCUGCUGGAGGAGCUGGGGACGCUGGGGCGCGAGCGGCAGCGGUUGCAGGGGGAGCUGCAGUCCCUGAGCCAGCGGCUGCAGCGGGAGUUUGUGCCCAAGCCAGAGGCGCAGGUCCAGCUCCAGCAGUUGCGGCGGAGUGUGGGGCUGCUGACCGAUGAACUGGCCAUGGAGAAGGAGGCCACCGAGAAGCUGCGGAAGCGCCUGGCGUCCCAGAGCAGUGGCCUCCGAGGGCUGUGGGACUGCCUGCCCCCAGACCUGGUGGGCAAAGGAAGUGCGGGGGGCCCAGCCACCCAGCCCUUGGAGGAGCUGCAGGCCUGCAUCAGCACCCUGGUGGCCAGGCACCGUGAGGCCCAGCAGGUGCUGGCUCGGCUGGAGGAGGAAAACCAGCGGCUGCGGGGGUCCCCCGCCCAACGUGGGGAGCCAGGCGCCUCGUCCAAGGUCCCAGCCUGCCCCGAAGUGGCCGCUUUGGAGCAAGACCUGGGGAAGCUGGAGGAAGAGCUGCGGGCCGUUCAGGCCACGAUGAGCGGGAAGAGCCAGGAGAUCGGGAAGCUGAAGAAGCUGCUCUACCAGGCCACCGAGGAGGUGGCUGAGCUGAGGGCCCGGGAGGCGGCCAGCCUGCGGCAGCACGAGAAAACUCGAGGCUCGCUGGUGGCCCAGGCCCAAGCGUGGGGCCAGGAGCUGAAGGCUCUGCUGGAAAAGUAUAACACCGCUUGCAGGGAGAUGGGCCGGCUGCGGGAGGCCGUGGCGGAGGAGCGCCGCAGGAGCGGCAACCUGGCGGCCAGGGCCGCGGAGCAGGAGCGCCAGGCGGGCGAGAUGCGCGGGCGCUCGGAGCAGUUCGAGAAAACCGCUGAGCUGCUCAGAGAGAAGACGGAGCACCUGCUGGGGGCUUGCCGGGACAAGGAGGCCAAGAUCAAGGAAUUGUUGAAGAAGCUGGAGCAGCUUUCAGAGGAAGUCCUAGCAGUUCGAGGGGAAAAUGCUCGCCUUGCCCUGCAGCUGCAGGAUUCCCAGAAGAACCACGAAGAGGUCAUCUCCACCUAUAGGAACCACCUGCUGAAUGCUGCUCAGGGCUACAUGGAACAAGACGUGUACAAUAUCCUACUGCGAAUCCUCAGCAUACAGGAGUGAGGCGGCCUGGGCCCUGAGGGGGCUGGGGUUUCUCCCUCGAAGUACAAGCAUCCUGGCUGCCAGAGGCUUCAUUGGGCUGUGGUGGGUGGGGGUUUGGCCACCAGGGAUAGUGUGGGUGGGGCUUCAUCUGACAUUAUGGACCCCAGACCUGAGAACCUGAACCCUGGAAUCAGCAUGGGUACGGCCAGGGGAGGUAUGGAUGGAAGCCAGAUCUGUGGAAAAUAACGCGGGAGGCAGAAUGGUAUUGGGUUAUCAUCAUUUUUUUUUCCGUUUAAAGGGGAGUGGAGGAAAGAAUCUUUUUCAUUCCUUUUUGAUCACAAAUGGCCCCAUAAGUCAGCAGCUUUCAAACUCUGACUAUGAUCCAUAGUAAGAAAUACAUUUUACAUCCUGUGCGUACAUAUCUGAAAUAGUAAGUGCCCUUACUAUUUCUAUUCUAGUCUAUUCUCUGCUAUGAUAUGCCACUGGAAAAAAAAAUAUUGGUCAAAAUACAUCCACUAAUGGGUCAAGACCCACAGAUUGAAAAACAACCUUCUGUGAAAACGGGGAUUGAAACUCUUUCUUUCUCUUUCUCAAAUCUGUCUCUUACCGACAGACACAACUCUAAUAAUUUUUCUCUACUUUGGGACUCCUGAGUCCACUAUCUUUUUUAGGGAGGUGAAAUUGAGACACUUGGAUUUUGAGAUGUACAAUCUAAAAUAUUCUUUCGUGUAUUAAACCGUGUGUUUAGAUUUGAAGCA